UUUUUCUUUCUUUCCUCCUCCUCGCCUCUUCCUCUUCUCCCAAUCUCCGACAGUUCCCAAAUUUCCCAUCCCCAUCCCCAAACCCAAACCCCAACACACCCGAGACGAAACGGAGGAAAAAAAAAAGUUCGCACGCGACGACGCGAGAGAGGAGAAGGGAAGGAAAGCUGCGGACGAAAGCGAGAGAAAUCGCCAUCCCCUCCAAACCCUAGCCACCCCCACCCUCCUCCUCCAGAUCCCGCUGCCGCCCGCCCUGCCUCGAUGUGACCCUGCCCUAGGGUUUGCGACGGUGCGGUGCGGUGGUGUGGGGGUGAGGGUAUUCGCUGGGAGGAUUCGUGACUCGGAGGGGUUGGAGGUGGCGUCGUCGCGCGCGCACAUGAAGGACCCGGCGCACCGAACGAAGGUGGUGCUCCGGCGGCUGCCGCCGGCGAUCGCGCAGCAGACCGUGUUGGACCAGGUCGACGCGCGCUUCGCCGGGCGGUACGACUGGGCGUGCUUCCGCCCCGGCAAUGCCAGCCAAAAGAAUCACAGGUAUUCUCGACUGUACCUUAAUUUCAAGUGCCCGGAAGACGUUUUUGAGUUUGCUGAGUUCUUCAAUGGGCAUGUAUUCGUGAAUGAAAAAGGUGCUCAAUUUAAAGCUCUUGUGGAAUAUGCACCAUCGCAACAGGUUCCUAAGUCAAAUGUUAAGAAGGAUGGCCGUGAAGGAACUAUAAUGAAAGAUCCGGAAUACUUGGAGUUUCUUGAGCUUAUUUCAAAACCUACUGAGCAUCUGCCAAGUGCUGAAAUUCAGCUUGAAAGGAAAGAAGCUGAAAGGACAGCUGCUGGAAAGGAGGCACCUGUUAUGACACCUCUUAUGAUUUAUGUUCGUCAGCAAAGGGUGGCUAAGAGUAUGGCUCAGAGAUCUGGAAGUAGACUUAGCAGAAAAGUUGCAGGUGUUGCAACAAGCAGUUCCAGACCUUCUAAAAGGUCUUCUGAGAAGCGCAGGUCCUCCACAUCAACGCAGUAUGUUGUACGUGACAGUGCUAAGGAGAAACCGACUUACAUCUUAAUGCCAAAGAGAGAGGAGCAUAAACAGAGGGAAAAAGUUAUUGCUGAAACUUCAGAUGCGACAAUUGGGGGAACAUCCGGAUCUGCUCAGGUUGCUGAGGCUAAAAGGGACAGAAUUGUCCUUUUGAAAGGAAGAGCAAGGGUUGAUUCUAAUACAUCUGACAGCGCAACCCAGCAGCAGUUAUUGACCCCUGUGAAGAAUGCACCACCGUCAAGUUCUAGACAAGACCAGCGACUUGAGGCCAGUGGCAGAAUUGUUAAGACUAAACUUUCAAACAAGGAAGUGCGCAAUGCAAAUACUUCUCAACAUGAGCAGGAAGGUCACAUGUUUAACACUGAAAAGGAUAGGCGGCCACCACGGGGUCUAAACUCGCGUUCCAUAGUGAAAGAUCAGAUAGUCGAAAAUUCUGAGAGAAGCCAUUUUGACGAGAAGGCUAAUCAUCUCCAUGGCUCUGUACCCACUGGUGAGAAGAUUGAAAGGCAUGCCAGAAAUAGAGAUAGGCCAGACCGGGGUGUAUGGGCCCCUCGCAGCUAUGACAAAUCUGCAUCUGGAGGUGGUUUGCAUACCUCAUCAUCUGAGUUCGCACUAAUGCAGUCAAAUUCUGGUGAUAAUUUCUCUCAGCAAAUAGAUGGUCAUGGAGAGAGAAAAACAGACACAAGGAAUCAUGGUGGUGUUCACGGUGGUCCUGUAGAAAAUGGACAUAGGCAUGCUAACCGUCGUGGUCCUCCGCGUGGACUGAAGGAAACGGAAAUCACUACUAGCACAUCUGAUGGAAAGGCUUCAAAGAGGGGCACUGCCAGCUAUGGUGCUCAUGAGAGACAAGUAUGGGUUCAAAAGUCAAGUACGGGCUCGUGAGUCAUUGAUGAUACACUCAUCAAUUUGGAUUUUGCAGCUCAUUCUUCUUUAUUAGCUGUUGAUCCUGUGAAGUAUAUUAACAAAAUGCACAUCAAUCAAAUGCUGCCAUGAAGUGCAAUCUCAGAUUUGUCAAUCAAAGUCUCAGCUAAAGCUGAAAAUGGAGCUUGAUUUGAUUCACAGAAAUAGUGAACAUAACCCGACCUGUAGGUAGCUCUCAAUCACUAUGGGUGAGAUUUGAUUUGUGUGCCUAAGGUUGCUAUUCCUGGAGCAAUGAAUGGAGACUAAGUUGGCAUCAGUACCUCGUGACAGUGGUCACAUAUUUCCAAGACCCCUGGAUGCUAUACACAACCUCGACAAUUCAUCAGAGAUGGAUGUAAAUAUCUCUAGAGAAAGAAGAGGUCUGGUUCUGAUUGCUGUUUACAGGUUAGAGGUGCCGUGUAUUUACAAAGAGAGAUAAGAGUUAUCAGACCACCCGGUUUGCUAAAUAAAGGUGAAUUUAGUUAGUAGAUUAUGAUACCCCUGUGUUCAGCUGCUGCAAUCGUGGUUCGCCGCAACAGAAAGUUACCCUAGAGGGCAAAGUGACAUCUCAUCUUAGCUUUAUGUUUCCGACUAAAUGGGAUGUGAGAUUGUUUUGACUUCUGGUGUGUGUUUUGCUUUGGGGGAGUGGGGAGGUUCAUGAUGUUAAGAAUGACAUGCAUGUACAGCAUCAAAGGUGCUUGCUCUUUUAAAUCUUAAGUGAUGUUGCCUUGCGUUGAUGGUUGA
Messenger RNA from Phragmites australis (common reed), 2665 nucleotides. RefSeq names its product regulator of nonsense transcripts UPF3-like. Gene Ontology annotation, molecular function: mRNA binding. Bases 377 to 1903 code for a protein of 508 amino acids. Gene Ontology annotation, cellular component: nucleolus; cytoplasm. NCBI's taxonomy places the organism in Eukaryota, Viridiplantae, Streptophyta, Magnoliopsida, Poales, Poaceae. Gene Ontology annotation, biological process: nuclear-transcribed mRNA catabolic process, nonsense-mediated decay; positive regulation of translation. The transcript is spliced from 13 exons. The record is from RefSeq and is a predicted model, not a curated record.